Iphiclides podalirius (scarce swallowtail) is the source of this 354-nucleotide messenger RNA. Lineage: Eukaryota; Metazoa; Arthropoda; Insecta; Lepidoptera; Papilionidae. The record is from the annotation of a GenBank genome assembly.
AUGGAGCACGUGCUGGGCGCGGCCGCUCGAUACAGCGGAGGCUGCGCUCUGAGCGCCCGCCCGGAACGGCCCAGGAGACCAGCACAACUUGACACACCCGCUGAAAGUCUAGCUGUUACGUCUGUAGCAAGAUUGAUCGCCGCCACGGCUCAAGUUUCAGUGACCCACGACCCGGCCAACCUCUAUAGCGCGAUUGAUGGAAACCGUAGCUCAACGUUCACUAGUCGAUCAGACGACGACCCGAGUAGAAUGAUGAAGCGUCGAUUUCGAAGCGACAGCACUCGAUUGGCUCGGUCGUUCGCGUACAAAUUAGUAUCGGAUGUGUACGUUUUGAGUUAUAGCGCUUUGGACUAU